AUUGAAAUAGGAUGAUAAAAUAUCUGUGUUUUAACAACCUGUCAGGCUCUGAUAAUGUGUGAAAAAAUAAUUUGAGCAGGCUUUCUGAAGAGUCACUGUUUACUUCACAGCUACAGCCAUCUCAUCUCUCUGACCAUGAAGACAAAAACACAAUGCAGAGGAAAAUAAAUCAGUCUGCAUAAUUGGGAAGAACUGCAGAAUAUGAUAUACAGUGCAAACACUGAAAAUCUAGAUUUAUUGUCUUGAUGAAAAUGUUCCUCUUUUAUGGUAGAAACUGAAUAUCCUCCAAGUGGACACUGUCAGGAGCCUGAUUUCUUCUAUGCAACUCAAAAAGCGACUCAAAUUGAGCAAUUCUGUCUUUCUCCUGGGACAUCGAAGCCCCGAUCUGUGACCAAAAGUAAAAUGUAAUUGUAAUGGUGGUUAAAGCAAAAUCGCACAAGGUCAUUAGAAUAACAGAGACUUCAAAAUACAUUACCCAAAGUGUCAGCAAGAUGUUCCGCUAUCACUGACAGAGCUCUCUAUCCAAUUUUCCUCUGCUCUGCUUGGCAGAUCCCCAGCAGCGAGGGGCUCAUGGAGAAAAGCUCGGCCUCGGGAUAAGUGGUUAUGAUUUCAAGCAGCGCGACCCAGAUUGCGUUGCAGUCCUAAUGUAUGAGGAUUCGCUCGAGCUGCACAUGGUGCUGUUGGAACUGGAGGAUGUGGAGAAACAGAUCCGCAGCCUACUCGACAAGCAGGCCCAGCUGCUGGAGCGAAGAACUGGAAACAUCUUGUGCCUCUACCUACACAUCCAAGGGACCGUGCACCCAAGAUUUUCCAGCCGAGGUCUCCGUCACGCCGGCACCAACUCACCACGGACCUUGGGUGCACCAGCAGCGAAAGGCGAGAGCCAUACCCCGGGCGAGGACCUCUCCACCUCCGUUAUUCGAGGUCCCAACCAGGAACCGCUUCGCCCCUCUCCGUCAGACCAGACCAAACGCUGUGAUUGUCGGGGACUCCAUUGUGCGAAACGUUUGCGUCGCUUCAACAAAGGGCACACACAUUGUUUUUCUGGUGCUCGUGUCCUUGGUGUCGCUGCGCAGGUAUCCGGGAUCCUGAAGAAGGACGAGCGCAUUGGAGCGGUUGUGCUGCACACGGGGGCAAAUGACAUCAGGCUGCGGCAGACAGAGGUUCUGAAGAGGGACUUCGCCAGCCUGAUCGAGACAGUACGAGGUAGAUCACCCACCGCGAAGAUCAUUGUCUCAGGACCUCUUCCCACAUACAGACGUGGAGCUGAAAAGUUCAGUAGACUUCUUGCUUUAAAUGACUGGUUAGUUUCUUGGUGUAAUGAACAGAAUCUGCUGUUUGUUAAUAACUGGAAUCUGUUCUGGAAGCAUCCUAGGUUGUUUCGUCUUGAUGGCCUGCACCCCAGCAGCCUCGGAGCGGAACUGCUGUCAGACAACAUCUCCAAUACGCUACACACCAAGUGACUGCCUACCGUAAGUACAUCUUCCUACAAUAACAACGUUCAUCAUAAGCAAUGUUCAAUUAAUGGUUCAACACCUGUAGUACAUACUAUAGAGACUGUGUCUGUUCCCCGAGCUAUACAAAUACAUAGAACAUUUCGUAAAGUUUGUUUUAGUAACCUAAUUAACAUAAAAUUAGAUCAUACUGAAUGCAUAUCCAGCACCUUUAAUCUGAAGGUAGGACUAUUAAACAUUAGAUCUCUUGCGUCUAAGGCUCUUAUUGUUAACGAAAUCAUUACUGAUCAGGAAUGUAAUUUAAUGUGUUUAACAGAAAUUUGGAUUAAACCAAAUGAGUACAUAGCAUUAAAGGAAGCCAGUCCUCCUGGAUACAGUUAUGUACAUCAGCCUCGUUCAACUGGUAGAGGAGGAGGUGUUGGUCUCAUCCAUAGUAAAAAUUUAUGCGUCACAAAAAAAGCUACUUAUAAAUUAAAUUCUUUUGAAAUUCUUUAUACCAGUAUA
Molecule: messenger RNA, 1958 nt
Organism: Ictalurus furcatus (blue catfish)
Lineage: Eukaryota; Metazoa; Chordata; Actinopteri; Siluriformes; Ictaluridae
Exons: 3
Coding region: 645-1463 (272 amino acids)
Source: RefSeq, a predicted model, not a curated record